Molecule: messenger RNA, 1808 nt
Organism: Alligator sinensis (Chinese alligator)
Lineage: Eukaryota; Metazoa; Chordata; Crocodylia; Alligatoridae
Gene: KCNV2
Product: potassium voltage-gated channel modifier subfamily V member 2
Exons: 2
Coding region: 7-1719 (570 amino acids)
Biological process (GO): protein homooligomerization; potassium ion transmembrane transport
Cellular component (GO): membrane; voltage-gated potassium channel complex
Molecular function (GO): voltage-gated potassium channel activity
Source: RefSeq, a predicted model, not a curated record
ACCAUCAUGCUGAAGUUUAACCAAAGAAGACAGUACCCAUUCCAAAGUUAUAAAUUAAAGGAGACAUCAGCAACAAAUGAUGUAUCCCUGAAAUCUGCCAAUGAAGAAGAUGCAGAAAGGCUAUCCUCAGACAAGCAGACCAGAGCUACAUCAGGCUCUCAGCCCACAUUACUUCUGGGACCUGAGGGGAACUACAACUAUUAUGUGGAUGAUGAGGAGGAAGAGGAGGAAGAAUUCAAAGAGGUGGAAGAUGAACAAAAGUUUCAACAUAUAGAAUCAUUUGAGGAGGUGCUCUCUUCAUCAGUUCCCUUGCCCCCUGCCUCUCCCUCUGGAACAGAAUCUCCUCUUCCUAUUUCUUCUAUACUGAACAUAAACGUAGGUGGCCAAAGUUACCACCUCCCUUACCAGAUAGUGGCCCUCUACCCCAAGACCCGUCUGGGCCGCUUGGCCACUUCCACUAACCGCCAUUGCCAGCUGGGUCUGUGUGAUGACUAUGCUGCCCAGGCAGAUGAGUACUUCUUUGACAGGGACCCAGCUGUCUUCCAACUGAUAUACAACUUCUAUGCCUCCGGCGUGCUGCGGGUGAGGGAUGAGUUGUGUCCUCGCAGCUACCUAGAGGAGUUGAGCUAUUGGGGUGUGCGGCUCAAAUACACCCCACGGUGCUGCCGCAUCUGCUUUGAGGAGCGGCGUGAUGAACUGACUGAGCAGCUGAAGGUGCAGAAGGAACUGCGUGCCCAGGCUGAGGCUCAGGAGAAUGAGCAACUCUUCCGCCACAUGCGUUACUAUGGCCCUCAGCGCUGGCGCCUCUGGAACCUCAUGGAGAAGCCGUUCUCCUCUAUCACCGCCAAGGUUAUGGGGGUGGCUUCCAGCUUCUUUGUCCUCAUCUCUGUGGUGGCACUGGCUCUCAACACAGUAGAGGAGAUGCAACACGUGGACAGGAAAAGUGGAGAGACUCGCCCCCUGUUAGAACACGUAGAGACCUUCUGCAUUGCUUUCUUCACACUGGAGUAUGUGCUGCGGCUGGUCUCCACCCCCGACCUGCGCCACUUUGCCAGCAGUGCACUCAAUGUUGUGGACCUCGUUGCCAUCCUGCCUCUCUAUCUCCAGAUGCUGCUGGAGUGCUUUACUGAUGACGACCAGCCCCGAGGCCGGGGCUCCCUGCAUGAUUAUGAUAUCGAGAAGGUGGGGCGGGUGGGCAAGGUGGGGCAAGUGCUGCGUAUCAUGCGCUUGAUGAGGAUCUUCCGCAUCCUCAAGCUGGCCCGCCACUCCACUGGGCUACGCGCCUUCGGCUUCACCCUGCGCCAGUGCUACCAGCAGGUGGGCUGCCUCUUGCUCUUCAUUGCCAUGGGCAUCUUUGCCUUCUCUGCCAUGGUCUACAGUGUGGAACAUGAUGUCUCCAGCACCAACUUCACCAGCAUCCCCCAUGCAUGGUGGUGGGCUGCCGUCAGCAUCUCUACAGUGGGAUAUGGAGACGUGUGUCCAGAAACUCACCUCGGCCGCCUGUUCGCUUUCCUCUGCAUUGCUUUUGGAAUAAUUCUGAAUGGAAUGCCCAUUUCUAUCCUCUACAACAAAUUCUCAGACUAUUACAGCAAGCUGAAGGCUUAUGAGUAUACAGCUAUAAGGAAGGAAAGAGGGAAGGUGAACUUCAGACGAAGAGCUAUGAAGAAAAUGUCAGAAUGUUGUGGAGAAAGCACAAAUCAUUUACCAAGAUGUUAUUAGGGCUCUAUAAAAUAUAAAGGGACAAAUGAAGAUAAAGUAACAAUCCUGAAAGGAAAAGGAAAAUACUUAAGGUAAAAUCUAUUUUGAAA